This is a messenger RNA of Suillus clintonianus, 3378 nucleotides long. RefSeq names its product RNA dependent RNA polymerase-domain-containing protein. The transcript is spliced from 14 exons. Gene Ontology annotation, molecular function: RNA-directed RNA polymerase activity. NCBI's taxonomy places the organism in Eukaryota, Fungi, Basidiomycota, Agaricomycetes, Boletales, Suillaceae. The coding region runs from base 1 to 3378 and encodes 1125 amino acids. Gene Ontology annotation, cellular component: nuclear RNA-directed RNA polymerase complex. The record is from RefSeq and is a predicted model, not a curated record. Gene Ontology annotation, biological process: siRNA processing.
AUGUCGAGGGGUAUGCCGCGGGCUUAUUACCGUGAGGUACAAGAAGAGGUUACAGUACUAGACGAGUGGGAAUUAGAAGAAGCUCCAUAUCAUCAAGAGCCUGACUAUGAUAUCAUCCCUGCUCUUCCGCUACCAGUAGAAAGAUGUGCUUCGAGCGACUCGAUCUCAUCAACCCAAUCAUCCGUCUACUCUGGUCUGGAGGACCUAAGUGAUAUGAUGUGCAAUAUGCCGGAAGAAGUCUUCAAUGGCACUGGGACCAGCAGCACCUCGAGAGUUGACAUUCCAAUGGUCUCCCAUCCGUCGAUUGUCACUGCUAGCGCCCAACCCCUUUCAGCUAUGUCUGCUAGCUCGUCGGAUCCGGCUUCACCUCCGAGCAGUUGGUCCUCUAUCCUAGGAAAACGGAAAACAGAGGAGCCUCCUGACACCUCCUUGUCUUCACGUAAGAGUGCGAGAAUCGGGGAUGCGACUAUUAAGAUUCAUUCAAUCGCUCACGAUCGAAAUCUACAGGCUUAUUUUGAUAGUAAAAACAUUCCCUUUGGGGUACAGUGGCUGAUCGCGAAGCUGGUCACUUAUGAUGUUCUUGCAUACGAGGACAUUAAUAUUCCUGACUUGGAUAAGCUCCGCGGCACAAACCAAGAAGCUGCCCCACGCGUGGCUCAGGUGUUUGCAUGCCAGAACUCCAAGGGUGAGGCAGAAGGAUACUUCGUGAAGGAGAAAGCCGUUCUAUCGCCUUGGAAAGAGCUUGACCGGGAGCACGAACUUGCUUUCGCAAUGGGUGAUAGUUUCGACGGGUUCCAGCGACAGGCCGAUGGUUGGUAUGGGGGGAAAGUGCAUUUUGGUGCAACUUUGAAGGCUAUCGAUAAGAAGACCACAACGCCCGAAUACCGCAUUCAACUCAGUCCGCCGGAGCUUGGGCCCUCGUCGAGACUGGCCCGACAGUAUGGUUCGAAGAAUUUCCUACGCGUGAAGGUACCGAGGAAUAUUCUAAACAAGUCUCAGCAUGGCCUUGUGGAGUUUUUUUCGCAACACUUUCUCCUCUGUGGUCUGGUCUAUCGGGCAUUCUAUGCAAAAGAUGGAACUGUUUUUCUCGUGGCAACGAAUUCUUCGACGGGAUGUGGUCGAAUCCCUUCUCAUGCUCACCCCACACCGCCGUCUCUGGAGGAUUUCCUCGAAUGGCAUAAUCCCCUAUAUUACAAUGCGGCUCAGACUGUGGCCAAAUGGUCCUCGCGGUUUGCAUUGGGACUUUCGAACUCUGUCCCAGGUAUUACCAUCAGCCGGGAUAAUAUCAUCUAUUUGAAAGAAGAUGACCCGGGAGGUCCGGACAUGACAGAUGGCUGCGGAUAUAUAAACAAAAUUGCCUUGAAGGCAUUACGCGAGCUCUUACAAUGGGACACAUUACCGACGGCAAUCCAAUGUAGAAUUGCUGGCGCCAAGGGACUUCUACUCCUGCAUCCUGAUUCAUCGGAAAAUUGCUCCGACGUCCCUCGGGUUUGGUUGCGCCCAUCACAGAUCAAAGUCAAGUAUCCUCCGACUCAAAAACUGUCACCUGGACACUUGACAAUUGAUGUUCUACGGUCGUCUCAUAUGCGCUCCCCCUCCCACCUCGCUGCAGAGACUAUAGUGAAUUUUGCUGAAAAUGGUGUUCCCCACUCAGUAUUUAUUGAUCUCAUGAAGGAAGGUCUGGAUGUUAUUGUCAACAGUUUGCUUGACUGGAAGGGCCCGGACGCCAUGUAUCGCCUAUGGCAUAGUGUUGCCAGAGCCGGUGCCGUGGUUUCAUCCAGAUUGGCUCGUGAAGUUGGCGGAGAGGCUCGGUCAAGAGGUUUCGCAGUCAAAGACGACGACAUUGAAGAUGAUGACGAAGAUGAUCUGAAUGCGGUCAUCGAAAAUCCCCGCUCAGUCGCUUGGUGGGGUGACGAGGUUUCGGGUUGCCCUUCUAGUCUUGAAGAGACUGUAAUGGUCAUGCUUGACUCUGGCUUCACUCCGGACAAUUGCCCAGUCCUCGCUGAGAAGCUUCGCCAUGUUCUUAAGACGAUGGUCGACAAGUAUGUGCAACGAUAUAAAAUCGAGGUGCCUAUGUCUUGUGUGGCAUGGAUUGUGCCAGACCCUUCUGGAACAUUGGCUCCCGACGAGGUGCAGAUUCUCUCGAGGGAUUCGAAAUUUCGCUGUCCUGAUGGAACGGAGUCAAAUGUUGUAUUGGGUGAUGUCCUGCUCACACGACACCCUUGUAAACUGCCGACGGAUACUCAAAAGGUCAGAGCUGUCGAAAAACCGGAACUCAGGCAAUACACAGACGUGAUAGUGUGCUCUGUGCAGGGAACUCGCCGCUUUGCAGACCUUCUUGCUGGAGGCGAUUACGACGGGGACAAGGCAAUUGCCGUUUGGCAGCCCUCCAUUGUGUCGCACUUCAAGAAUGCCAACCUUCGAUAUUCUCAUCCGCCUGACGAUCUCUCCGAGAAUUUCCACAAGAACACCCUGCGAGUCGACACAUUGCUAGAACAACACCAAGGAAGCACAUUCGGCGACCUCAUACCUCACCUGCAGUCAUUUAUGUUGGGAGGACUGCGCGACAUAUCGUCAGUCGGAAAGUACUCAAAUUUACACGACGUGGCGGUGUACACCCUUGGAUAUGCGCACAAGGAAACAAUUCGCUUGGCUUACAUGUUUUGCGAUAUUCUCGAUGGAGCGAAGAGUGGAUUAACCGUUUUACCGGAGGUCGUCAAGAGCGAUACAAAGCUCUACCAAAAGCGCUCCCCGGAGUGGAAAGAAAUCGGGGAGGAGAAACCGGAAACCAACGAAAUCAACGUCCAGCGUCCCAGAGGCAUGACAGAAUUCGUUAUGGAUGCGAUUAUGAGCCACGCCCGGAAAUACCGGGACCUGAAAAUGCAAGAGGUUGAUAGUGCUUUUCGCAAACCGCACAGUCACAGAGAUUCCACUCUCGAGAAGCCAUGGCAGGAUGCCGAGUCAAGGGUGCGGCGAGUGAAGUACAGCAAUGACGAUGCUGCUUUGACAAUGCAAACGGAACUCUCCAAGAUACGCGAACACGUCGAAAAGAUACGUGAAGAACACAAAAAGAACAUUCGUCGUAAUUUCUCUGGCCUUAAAAUUGAACGGCGACAGGACAUUCUUCGCUCCCUCGCUCGUGAUUUCGUUGCUGCCCCAGACCUUUCAUCGUUUCUGUUCUUCUCGUCGGAGGAGGUGGCAAGGCUCAAGGCUUCCUACGCAUAUAUUCAUGAUUGCGCAAACAGUUCUGGUCAAUUCCCCUGGGACGUUGCUAUGCGAGAGCUUGGGAUGAUCAAGGCGAAGAGUUUUGGUCCGUCGAAGACUGUCGCACUUGGUUUCUAUGAGAGGUUUGUAUUGACGCGAUCGGCCUUUCAUUGA